AUGGCGAGCUUAGAAGAUGAGUCUCCCUCGCGGGGCCCCUCUGGUACUUUUAGUUGUCUCUUUCCGGGCUGCAACGCGAACUAUCGGCGGAAGGAGCACUUGCGCCGCCAUGAAACAAAACACUCCCAACAGCAGGGAUUUGCGUGUCCAGUUUGUGGUAUCCGGUUUGGGCGAAGUGAUACACUUCGACGACAUAUGCGGCAACGCCACAAAAGUAUUGAGCCUCUCAAUCGUGCCAGACGGGCCUGUAAGAGUUGUCAUGCAGGAAAAUCUCGCUGCGAAGGAGGCGUGCCAUGUGAUGGAUGUCUUCGUCGCAGGAUCCAGUGUUUCUUCGACGAUGAUGAUACGAUAGAAACGGAACGCCCUAUAUCCUCAGCAUACCUUGCAUCGAGUCUGGAACAUGAUGAACUUCAGUCGAACCACCCGGAGAAAAAGGAACAGUACAUCCGUCUUUAUUUUAAGAAUUUUCACCCAUUUUGGCCGUUUAUCCAUAUAGGAUCGUUCAACAUAAACCGUGAAACACCGCUACUCCUCCAAUCAAUGACUGUCAUAGGUCUUUGGUCUAGUGGAGAAAAGUCCUCCCAGUCGGCAGCAGUCGAGCUUCAUGAAAAGCUCCACUUGGCUAUUCGUGAUCAGAAGGCGAACUGGGAUGUGUCAGACGAAGAUGAAACUUCGAACACCUUGCCCUGGCCUAUUUCAACAUAUCAGGCUAUCCUGCUACAUGUCAUUUUCUCCCUAAUCCUUAGGAGUCGUGAUACUCUCGAUUUCGAUUUCAAAGUCUCUCUUCCCCCUGCUGAAUUUGAACUGCUGGAGACCCUUGUUCGAAGUUGUCGAAAACGAGGCAUGUUCUUUUAUCCGAAUAUGCUUACCCGAUUUAAAGAGGUUGGCCUAGCAUCAUUUGCCUGGGUGUGUACAGAGGAAGUGAAACGAUUCAAUUUGGCCUUGUACAAGACCUGCGGGAAGUUGAGCUCCACCAAUCUUGAAAAAGUAAGCCAACAUAGUCCCGAUGCAACCGGCUCCUUGCUAUCUGCAGGUGAUCUUCAAUUUCCUCUGCCCAAAAAUACCCCCUUGUGGAAUGCCAUUGGUAAGCCCGAAUGGCUAGUUCUUCUCCAAGAUGAAGACUCCCUUUGCGUGGAUGAUGAUUGCCAGGAGCCUUGGAUAUCGAGCAUGAUAGGGGUGUUUGAAUACCUCAGGCUAUGA
This is a messenger RNA of Penicillium atrosanguineum, 1200 nucleotides long. Its product is annotated as Zn(II)2Cys6 transcription factor domain-containing protein. Lineage: Eukaryota; Fungi; Ascomycota; Eurotiomycetes; Eurotiales; Aspergillaceae. Gene Ontology annotation, cellular component: chromatin. Gene Ontology annotation, biological process: DNA-templated transcription; regulation of transcription by RNA polymerase II. Gene Ontology annotation, molecular function: DNA-binding transcription factor activity, RNA polymerase II-specific; RNA polymerase II cis-regulatory region sequence-specific DNA binding; zinc ion binding. The record is from RefSeq and is a predicted model, not a curated record. The transcript has 3 exons. Bases 1 to 1200 code for a protein of 399 amino acids.